AUGGCAAAAUUGCCGCAGGCUAGCUCAGACGCCCUCCCAAGAAUCACACUUUCUCAAAAGACCCUGCGGAGUCUAAUGAUCUCUGGGGUAAUGAAAAGGCCAUCCCCGCUCCAAAACAACUUGGAACUGAGGGGAGAUCAGCCAUGCAUCUCCACUGACAAUCCGAUCAAGACCUCCAUAAAGGCCCUAAAUAAAGACUUCGACCAGCUUGCCAUCAUUACCCAACAAUCCCACAAGCUGUAUACCUUACGUAUACGAGCCUGGGGCUUUCGCUGUCCUGAGCCCUUCGACAGCACCGAGGAUUGUCUGCCGCUACCCACAAUUCAGGCCUUGCUCUUGGUGGAGAAUCUGAGAGUUCUGGUGCUAGAUCUAUCUGGCGGCUUUCUGAACUCGUCAGGACAGCAAGGAAACGGUUAUCAUCUCUGUCCAGCUAUUGGCGCCCUUCUUUGCACUCUUCGAACCCUUCACCUACGCAUGCGCAGCAUCUGCCCCGAUGUUUUAAUAUCCCGACAUUCUAAUAGCAGUCUACAGUUGAGCGAGGUAGUCAUCAACCUGACGGCUCACUCUAAACGAUGCGGUUCCCAGGGCGAAGGAUUGCUUCAACUGAAAGCGGAUCUAUGCGAACAGGCAGAAGCUCUCGCGACCCAAAUGGCAUUCCCUGAAUUUGAAACAAAGUCGUUGCAUGUCUUGACUGGUAAGACUAUGAUCCUGGAGGACGCCUCAGAGACAGAGUCGGAGAUUAUUCUAGAUGAUGAAUUUUCUACUUUCCUAGACGAGUAA
Messenger RNA from Lasiosphaeria miniovina, 780 nucleotides. RefSeq lists its product as uncharacterized. The transcript has 6 exons. Lineage: Eukaryota; Fungi; Ascomycota; Sordariomycetes; Sordariales; Lasiosphaeriaceae. Bases 1 to 780 code for a protein of 259 amino acids. The record is from RefSeq and is a predicted model, not a curated record.